Molecule: messenger RNA, 855 nt
Organism: Gastrolobium bilobum
Lineage: Eukaryota; Viridiplantae; Streptophyta; Magnoliopsida; Fabales; Fabaceae
Product: 16 kDa phloem protein 2-like
Exons: 5
Coding region: 141-620 (159 amino acids)
Source: RefSeq, a predicted model, not a curated record
UACUGGUUCAGGCACUUUCUGGUACAGUUACUUCCACCUUUUACUUCAACUUUAUAAAAAAAACAACGUAGAAUAUCAUAGAGAAGUCAAAUAUUCUUGUCCAUAUUGAAUUUGUCCAAACUCCAACCCCAAAACCUAAGAUGCCUCGUGGGACGCUUGAAGUUGUUUUGGUCAGUGCCAAAGGCCUUGAGGACAAUGAUUUUCUCUCUAGCGUAGAUCCUUAUGUGAUUCUUACUUACCGGGCACAGGAGCACAAGAGCACUGUGCAAGAAGGUGCUGGAUCUAACCCACAAUGGAAUGAGAGCUUUCUUUUCACUAUUUCUGACAGUGCUUCUGAACUUAAUCUAAGGAUAAUGGAUAAAGACAAGUUUAGUAAAGAUGAUUUUCUUGGCGAGGCAACAAUUCCUUUGGAUGCAGUGUUAGAAGAGGGUACCUUUCCUGAGACUGCUUACAAUGUUGUGAAGGACCAAGAAUUUUGUGGGGAGAUUAAGGUGGCUCUCACUUUUACUCCUGAGAGAGUUGCUGACCACCAGGGUUACAAUGUAGAGGGGGAUAGCUAUGGUCACAAUGCAGAGGGGGAGAGCUAUGGUGGAUGGAGAGAAUCAAGUAGGGAAUUUUAAAGUGAAGGAAGGAUUUACAUAUUUUCCCAGGCCAAGAAUUACUUUUAGAACCAAAAACAUGCAGUUUUGGGAAUUUCAAUUACUGUGUUUUCUGGUGUGAUAUCUUAUGGUGUUGUGCUGCUAUGUUGCUUUCCUUCAUUUUGAUUUAAACUGAAUUGUGGUUAACAUAUUGUCCUUUAUGCACCAAACCUUUUAUUUAUGAGCAGUGUUAUUUUAUUUUGUUGGAAGUUUUAUU